Molecule: messenger RNA, 5916 nt
Organism: Acanthosepion pharaonis
Lineage: Eukaryota; Metazoa; Mollusca; Cephalopoda; Sepiida; Sepiidae
Source: the annotation of a GenBank genome assembly
AUGUUUCUUUCUCUUUGGUGGCAUCCUCAUCUAUGCCAAUUUCAUUUGCAUCACCUUCGUUUGAAAGGAUGGGAUCGCUUCAAAGGCGGUCUGGACGUAAAAAGUGAGUCUGACUUCCUAGUCUUUUUUUUUCUUAUUCUGUACUCUUGUUCUUUUUCUUUUUUCUCCUUCUUUUUCUGUUUAUUCUUUUUUUCAUCUUUCUGUUUUCUUUCUUUUUGUAUCUGUUCGAAUUUCUUUUCCUUUCACUCUUUUUCAUUCUUUCUGUCUUUCUUUUCUUCUCUUUUUCAUUUCUUCAGAUUUUUGAACGUUCACAUCUUCAUCUUUCUACAUUCUAUCUUCCUCGGUUUUCCUUCUUUCCGCUUUUCUUUAAUACUUUCUUUUCUUCUUUUUUUCUUUUUUCUCUUCUCUUCUUUUUUCUUCCUCUAUAUUUCUUUUAUCAUUCACAUCUUUAUUUUUCUUUGUCUUUCUCCUUUUAACUUUCUUUUUUUUCUUUCAUCAUUCCCAUCUUUAUCUCCCUGUGUUCUUUCUUCUACUCUGUUUCUUUUCUUUUUUCUCUUUUUCAUUCUAUUCGUCUUUCUUCUUCCUCCUCUUUCCUUUUCUUUUUAUUUUUUUUAUUUCUCUUACCUUUUUCUUUUUUUAAUAUUUAAUUCCUAUUUUCUUUUAUUCUGUCUUCAUUUUCUUUCUCUCUCUUUCCAUUUCGUUUUUCUUUUCUUUCUUCUCGUUUCCAAUUUCACCAUCCUUCUCUUUUUUUUUUAUUUCUCUUUCUUAUGUCUUUCUUUCAUCAUUCACAUCUUUUAUCUUUCUAUAUUCUUUACUAAACUGUUUGCUUUCUUUCCUUUUUCUUUUUCCCUUUUUUUUUUAUCUUCGUGUUUUUAUCUUCCUGUUAUAUUUCUUCCCUUCAAUGGUUGUUUUCUUUCUUUUUCUUUCUUUGCUUUUCUUCUUUAUUCGUUUUCCACUUUUGACUAUCUACCGGACAGCACGGGAACUGAAUCCCGUUACACAAUUUACGAGGGACACGAGAUAAUGUUUCAUGUAUCGACUUUACUCCCGUACUCUCCGGAUAACAGGCAACAGGUGGAAAGAAAACGUCAUAUCGGAAACGACAUCGUCAACAUUGUCUACUUUGACUGUGACUUUGACAAACAACCAACUUUUAAGCCGAACAUGAUGAAGACACAUUUUACACAUAUAUACGCCGUUGUUAUGUACAGCCAAGAGCAGGAUGCAUACAAACUUUCAGUGUUUUCUGAAGAAUCAGUUCCAUUGUUUGGGCCAGUAUUACCUUCACCUCCUAUUUUUGCCAAUCAUAAAGAGUUCCGCGACUUCCUUCUGGUCAAGCUGAUCAAUGGAGAGAAAGCAGCGGUGAACAACCGUCUGUUCGCCCAGAAGAGAGAGCGAACCCUGGACAUGUUGAUACGCAAUAUUUAUCAGGAGUAUAUGCCAGAAUUAUCCAAGAAUAAUAUAUUGUACCGGAGGGCUUUCAGUGAUGUUAUUGGAGACGGCCAUGGUUCCCGAAGAAAAGAAAGAGCCAGACAAGCUGAGUUCGUCCGAAUUGGACAAACCUUGAAAUUGAAAACAAUCCUUAAAGGUGACGCCCCGACAAGUCAAAUUAAUACCGACAUCCUUAAACGGGAGCCAUGGGAACCGCAGCUUUACUACAGCGAAUUUCCUCACCAAGUGACAUGCGCUGACUCAUGGGAUCUCUCACACUCUUUUUCCUUCGUUCACAACCACCACUCCUUUCCUCCCGUCUACAUAUCCCAUUUUUUAUUUUCCCUCGUUCACACCCCACUUUGUUUUUCUCUCGUCCAUAUCACUCUAACUUUCUUUUCCCUCGUUCAUAUCCUCCACUUUUUCGUCAUCUGUCCGAGUCUCUUUUCUAAUCUUCGUGUCAUCUGUCCGAGUCUCUUUUCUAAUCUUCGUGUCAUCUGUCCGAGUCUCUUUUCUAAUCUUCGUGUCAUCUGUCCGAGUCUCUUUUCUAAUCUUCGUGUCAUCUGUCCGAGUCUCCUUUCUAAUCUUCGUGUCAUCUGUCCGAGUCUCCUUUCUAAUCUUCCUGUUAUCUAUCUUAGUCUCUUUUCUUAUCCCCCUCAUCUGUCUUCGUCUCCUCUUUCACUUAGCCCCCUCAUCUGUCUUCGUCUCCUCUUUCACUUAGCCCCCUCAUCUGUCUUCGUCUCCUCUUUCCCUUACCCUUUCAUCUGUCUUCGUCUCCUCUUUCACUCCCUCUCAUCAGUCUCCGCUUUCACUCCCUCUCAUCAGUCUCCGCUUUCACUCCCUCUCACCUUUCUUCUCUUUCUCCCUCUUCCUUUCUUCUCUUUCCUCCCCUCUCACCUUUCUUCUCUUUCCUCCCUCUCACCUUUCUUCUCUUUCCUCCCUCUCACCUUUCUUCUCUUUCUCCCUCUCACCUUUCUUCUCUUUCCUCCCUCUCACCUUUCUUCUCUUUCACUCCCUCUCACCUUUCUUCUCUUUCACUCCCUCUCACCUUUCUUCUCUUUCACUCCCUCUCACCUUUCUUCUCUUUCCUCCCCUCACCCCUUUCUUCUCUCCUCCCUCUCACCUUUCUUCUCUUUCCUCCUCUCUCACCUUUUUCUCUUUCCUCCCUCUCACCUUUCUUCUCUUUCACUCCCUCUCACCUUUCUUCUCUUUCACUCCCUCUCACCUUUCUUCUCUUUCACUCCCUCUCACCUUUCUUCUCUUUCACUCCCUCUCACCUUUCUUCUCUUUCACUCCCUCUCACCUUUCUUCUCUUUCACUCCCUCUCACCUUUCUUCUCUUUCACUCCCUCUCAUCUCACUUCAGCAUCUGUUUUCUUCUGUCUUUAUCAGUUUGUUUUCUUAUUUCUUCUGUUUUAUUUUCAACUGCUUUUCUUUAAAUUUGAAUCUCAUCCCUAACGUCUCCUUUUUCUCGUGUCUACACUUACGUCUCCUUUUUCUCGUGUCUACACUUACGUCUCCUUUUUCUCGUGUCUACACUUACGUCUCCUUUUUCUCGUGUCUACGCUUACGUCUCCUUUUUCUCGCGUCUACCCCGACGUCUCCUUUUUCUCGCGUCUACCCCGACGUCUCCUUUUUCUCGCGUCUACCCCGACGUCUUCUUUUUCUCGCGUCUACCCCGACGUCUCCUUUUCUCGCGUCUACCCCCGACGUCUCCUUUUCUCGCGUCUACACUUACGUCUCCUUUUCUCGUGUCUACACUUACGUCUCCUUUUUCUCGUGUCUUUCUCUUACGUCUCCUUUUUUUCUUACGUCUCCCUUUUCUCGUGUCUACACUUACGUCUCCUUUUUCUCGUGUCUACACUUACGUCUCCUUUUACGUGUCGUCUCCUUUUUCUCGUGUCUACACUUACGUCUCCUUUUCUCGUGUCUACCCUUACGUCUCCUUUUUCUCGUGUCUACACUUACGUCUCCUUUUUCUCGUGUCUACACCCUUUACGUCUCUUUUUUUUCUCGUGUCUACACUUUACGUCUCCUUUUUCUCGUGUCUACUCUUACGUCUCCUUUUUCUCGUGUCUACCCCGACGUCUCCUUUUUCUCGCGUCUACCCCGACGUCUCCUUUUUCUCGCGUCUACCCCGACGUCUCCUUUUUCUCGUGUCUACCCCGACAUUCUCUUUUUCUUGUAUCUACUCUUUCUAGAUCCUAACUCCCGCCUCAUUCCGUUGCGCCAUCCAUUUACACAAGCUUCCACACUAUCUCUCUAUCUCUCUCUCUCUCUCUCUCUCUCUCUCUCUCUCUCUCUCUCUAUCUCUAUCUCUAUCUCUCUCUCUCUCUCUCUCUCUCUCUCUCUCUCUAUAUCUAUAUCUCUCUCUCUAUAUAUAUAUAUAUCUCUCUAUAUAUAUAUAUAUAUAUAUCUCUCUAUCUCUCUCUCUCUCUCUCGUCCUGAUAACAUUUCUUUUUUCUUUUUUGUUUCUCUUGCAGGCGACAAAUUGGUUGUGGCUACUGAAGUCGGCUUGAUGGUGCUUGAGGAGAGUGUAUCUCCGCGUUUGGUGCUGGAUAAAUCAAUUGCUGCAAAACAAAUCAGCAUAAUUGAACAGCAUGGUCUUUUGCUACUAAGAGCUGAUAAAGGAAAAGACGGUAAAGUCUAUGUGUUUCGAUUAAGCGACUUCGAAGGCGUUGAAGAUGAGUUUUGCGUUAAAUCAAAACUGAACUGCAAGGACAACCGCUUAGAAGGUUCCAAAGGUUGUCAUUUAUACGCCAUCAGUCGACCGUGCGAGUAUCGCCUCCGUCUGGCCGUGGCCGUAUCCAAGCGAGUCCUACUUUACACUUGGAAACACCCUGUAGCAUUCACUACCUGGUGCCCGACGCUGGAAUUUGAUCCUGUCGAAGGUUUCUGCUUUGUUAGGGAAAUCCAAACGGCUGAAGUACCAACCAUCCUGACAUUAGUUGAUGGAAAAGACGAUAACUUUGUUAGUUAUGGUUACAAAAACCAAUUCAAUGUGGUCCACGAAAAAUCGGGUGAGAGCCAUCCGCUUUUUCACGUUGAUGGUAACCGGGUUACAUUAGUCGCAGCAUUGGAUAUUUAUGAAGAUGAUGAACCAGAACUUUUACUCUGCUAUAACCAUAUCAGCCAUUUCCAGAAAUUACGAGAAGAAAUCUCUCAGGAUAUCUAUUUUCAGUGGAACUCAGAACCCCAAUCAGUUGUCUGUGCCUUCCCAUAUGUAAUGGCUUUCACUCCUGACUCAAUUGAAAUCCGUCUUAUCAUUAACGGUAAUCUGGUACACACCAUGUCAAUGCCGGACCUGAGACUGGUGGCUUCCAAGUGUGACAUCUAUUUUAUUUCUUCUGCAUAUUCUGGAAUCUGUGAACGAAGAAAAGAAGAUUCUUCAUUGUCUCCGCCAUCAUCUCCAUCAGGUCAAUUCAUCGGGCACAGAAGUCCCGGCCACAGUGGAUCUUUCCAUUUUCCAGUCCCUCAUGGUAUACUCGAUAACCAUUGUUUAACCGACAUCAUUGAUGUCUUUGACGCCAAAAGUAGACCAUUGAUCUUCAUAUUAACACACUCUUUCUUUUUUUCCUUUUCUUUUUUCUUUUCUAUUUCCCUUUCCUCUUUUUCUUUUCUUUCCUUUCUAUUUUCUUUCUCUUCUAUUUUUCAUUUCUUUUUUCUUUCUAUUUUUCCUUUCUGUUUCUUUCUUUUCUAUUCAUUUUUUUUUAUUUUUCCUUUCUUUUAUAUUUUUCAUUCUUUCUUUCUCUUCCUUUUCAUUCUUUCUUUUCUUUCUUUCUCUUCCUUUUCAUUCUUUCUUUCUCUUCCUUUUCAUUCUUUCUUUCUCUUCCUUUUCAUUCUUUCUUUCUCUUCCUUUUCAUUCUUUCUUUCUCUUCCUUUUCAUUCUUUCUUUCUCUUCCUUUUUUAUUUCUUUCUUUCUCUUCCUUUUUUAUUUCUUUUCUUUCUCUUCCUUUUUUAUUUCUUUUCUUUCUUUCUCUUCCUUUUUUAUUUCUUUUCUUUCUUUCUCUUCCUUUUUUAUUUCUUUUCUUUCUUUCUCUUCCUUUUUUAUUUCUUUCUCUUCCUUUUUUAUUUCUUUCUCUUCCUUUUUUAUUUCUUUUCUUUCUUUCUCUUCCUUUUUUAUUUCUUUUCUUUCUCUUUUUUUAUUUCUUUUCUUUCUUUCUCUUUUUUUUAUUUCUUUUUUCUUUCUUUUCUUCUUUUUUUUAUUUCUCCUUUUUCUUUCUUUUUUCUUCCUUUUUUAUUUUCUUUUCUUUUCUUUCUUUUUUUAUUUCUUUCUCUUCCUUUUUUAUUUCUUUCUCUUCCUUUUUUAUUUCUUUUCUUUCUUUCUCUUCUUUUUUUUCUUUUUUUUUCUUCCUUUUUAUUUCUUUUUUUUUUUUUAUUUCUUUUCUUUCUCACUGUUUUUCUUUUCAUUUCUUUUGUCUUUUUCAUUUUUUCUUUCUUUUCCUUUUUCUUUCCUUUCUUCCAACCGAACAUUAAUUAUUACUAA